AUGCCCAAGCACACCAAACGCAAGUCCAAGACGCCGGGGGGCACGAUCUCGCACCCGGUGUUGAACAAGUCCGGAAGGCCGGCCAAGGUCAAGAAGGUCAAGGAGGUCGUAUUCGACCCCGACGCGAGGAAGUGAGUGUGCAGAGUCCAAACAUGGGGGUACACCACUGUCCUAAUCGUAUCGUGUUGUCACAGAGAGUUCUUGACGGGCUUCAGCAAGCGCAAAAAGGCGCGCGAGGCGGCGGUGCGCAACAAGGCGAUCGACCGCGAGAGGCAGGAACUGAACGAGAUGCGCAGGAAUGUAAGAUCACUGCACACCGAGCUCGGGUUCAUGGGGUGAGACUCAUCAGCCCUAUCCCCUACACACCUACACGACGCGAACAGAUUCGAGAUGAGAGGAAGGAACGAGCCGCUCAGAACGUCAGGAACGCAAAGGCCAUGUAUGGGGGUCAGUCCCCGUACGGCUUCAACUAGAGAGCCCUACCAACGCCUCUCUGAAAAUGUACCACUCUUUCCCACCCAGACGCCGGUGGCUCCGACGACCAAGUCUUCUCCGGAUCCGAGAAUGACGACGACGACAGCCUCGACCCCAAUACCCCUGAUCCCGCCCCUACAAGGACCUUUGAAUCGACCGACCUCGUCACGACAGUCGCCAUCGAACCCUUCUCCCUCUCUCGCUCCCCCUCCCCCGCCGCCCUCCCACUCGACCGCGACCUCCCCCCUCCACCACCUCCCCGAUCCACGUCCACUCCAGCCACGACCAGUUCGACGCAUAAACGCCGAGUGAAGAACAAGCCCGUGGCGAGGAUGAAGAUGUCCUCUGCGGAGAAGAAGGAGAGGGCCACGGGGAGCAAGGCGGUCAAGGCCAAGUAUGCGAAGCAGAACAAGGGGACCAAGGCGCGGAGUAACAAGGGCUGA
This is a messenger RNA of Microbotryum saponariae, 917 nucleotides long. NCBI's taxonomy places the organism in Eukaryota, Fungi, Basidiomycota, Microbotryomycetes, Microbotryales, Microbotryaceae. The record is from the annotation of a GenBank genome assembly.